AUGGAAAAUGUAGCAGUGCUAAUUGGAACCAGUACAAAACACAAAGAAUAUAUCCUCACAUAUUUUGAGCUGCAACAAGAAAAUGACCGACUCAAAGCCGAGCUUUCAAGAAUGAAGCCUACAGGGAAACUGAACACGCUUUCUGCGGCCCCGAGACAGGAAAGCUAUAUCGACAAGCUUGAGAAUCAGAUCAAUUCUCAGCAUAGUAAGAGUGUUUAUCAACGAAAGGUGUGGAGCCGAACAGACAUCUGGAUUCCGACCAAAGACUGUAGCGAUGUGCUAUUACACCAUGGUUUUAUGUGGACUUCGUGGAUUCAUUUUGCUGUUCAUAUGCAAACAUUCGAGUUCGAGCACGAAUCUGCUUGGAUGAGUGGGAAAUUCCUUGAUGGCGAUGCUCUCUGGCUUGCUAUUUAUUUUGGAUUCAUAGCGGUAAGAGCCAUUGCUAGCCUAUUUAUGCAAAGCGAUGCUAAUUUGACAAAGAUGAGCCUGAUGUUUAUGGACGAAGACGAAGCCAGACGAGCGGGCUUACCUCUCGAUAAUGCGUCCAAGCUUGUACAAAAUUGGUACGAUGCUGCACUAUUCUUCCUCAAUGAAGCGGAUUUCAUGCGAAAUCCCGACUUCAAGACUGUACAAACCAUCGCCAUACUUCUUGGACUAGCCAAGAAUGUCGGAGACUUUGAUCUUGUACCGAUUCUUCAAGCAACCGGAAUCAGGAUGGGUCAAAUUUUGGGUAUGGACCGGGAGCCUCCCUUAGUAUCCGAUGACCCUGUUACCCGAGAAACCAGCCGGCGAGUUUGGUGGACUUUGGUCAUCUGCGAAUGGCUCGCGAUACCAGCGCGUCCACACUGUAUAAGCGAGACAGACUUUUGUGUCAGAUUGCCAUUGGGUCUAUCGGAUGAGGAAUUGACUACAGUGUUAAUUGACGAUCCAGAAAUGGCAAUUGACAAACCGCGUCCGAUCGAUUAUCACCUCGCUAUGAUUCUACUAGCAAAAUCUAAUCAUCGAUUUGAGGUUCAAAUGGCCGCUGUUGGACACAUGAGUGGCGAGAACCUUCUUGAAGACUUUGUUUUGACAACGGACGAAGCUCUAGCCAACAUUAUCUCACAGUUGCCAUCCUACCUUCUGGAGAUAUCCGGAGGACCAGUCGCAGACAAGGAAGAGUAUCCUUCCUGGGUCUUGUGGCAACAGACUACCCUGUCUCUGUCAUUACUAUUCUAUCGAAUGAAGGUCAACCGGGCGUUACAGCAUCGAUGGGCUUCUUCAUCCGAUGUCUUGCUUGCCCGAUCAAAAGCCAUAUGUUUGGAUUCGGCCAAUACCAUUGUAUCAAUGGUCAAGAGACACAGGGUUGUACUAGCGCGUCAUCGUCCAUGGGCAACGACUUCUGCCCUGUUUUCCGCCGCCUUGACCAUUGCCACAGAGGCAAAAUCUCUAGAAGUCCAUGCCGCUGAGGAGUAUAUUAAUCAAAUUCAAACUUGUUUCUCGUUCUUUGAGUAUAUCAAAGAUCAUAGUGCUCUCGCUACCCGUGUGCUGGGUGAAUUGAGGGUCUUUUGUGCUGAACUGUGCUGA
Messenger RNA from Penicillium nucicola, 1566 nucleotides. Its product is annotated as fungal specific transcription factor domain-containing protein. Lineage: Eukaryota; Fungi; Ascomycota; Eurotiomycetes; Eurotiales; Aspergillaceae. Bases 1 to 1566 code for a protein of 521 amino acids. Gene Ontology annotation, molecular function: DNA binding; zinc ion binding. The record is from RefSeq and is a predicted model, not a curated record. Gene Ontology annotation, biological process: DNA-templated transcription. The transcript is spliced from 3 exons.